AUGGCUUCCACAGGCUCCCCUCUGCUCCAGACGCUCGCGGUCCCUGAUGUGCGCAAUGCGCAUCCUAUGUCCUGCAAGGCGCACGUUUCUACUCCGGUCCUCAGCCGGAGGCGGUGUCUGGUCCUGCUAACGACGGCUCUGACGGCGAGAGAAUUGCCGUCGAGGGCUCAGGACAUCCCCCUGUUCGGGCUGAGAAAGAAGCUGGAGAAGGUGGAGGAGGAAGCGGAGGAAAUUCUCAAGGAAGGGAUCGAGGCGGCGGAGAAAGGAAUCGUAACGGCGGAGAAGGGAAUAGAGAAGGCGGAGAAGGGAAUAGAGACGGCGGAGAAGGAGAUAGAAACGGCGGUGAGUUAUAAUGGAUUGACUCAGGCAGGGGCGGUGGCGGGAGCGGAGGUAGUAGGGGUUUUAGUGGCAACUUCAGUUGUGAAUGCAAUCUUGGGGCCUGAAGCUCAGAAAUCAUAAGCUUCUGUGGUUGUGUUUGUGUAAUCCAAUCCAAACCUUCAAAAUGUAAUGGCAUCCUCUGUGAAUUUAUGGAAUUUGCGUUACAUUGAUGGCAAUUUUUGAUAUGUAAAUCACCAAUUCAUGGUCCUUGUUCAUCCUUUGCUUUACAAAUCAUGAACACAUUUCCGACGAGAUUCCUUUUACACCCCAUGAUUUUUUCGUCAAUAAAAUGACAUUAAUAAAAAUGACCUAUAAUCAAUAUUUAUUUAAAUAAUUUUCAAUUUUUAUGUGUCCAAAAAAAAAAAAUCCUUUCACAAAAUGAGCAGCUUUUUUAUAAAGAAAGUUGUACUUUUAUUCAAAAAUUAAUUAUUUUUUAAAAUGUGAUUUUAAAAAUUAAUUCUAAAUAAUUAUUUUGUUUCAAAAAUCUGAUAUAAUUUCAUUUUAAUAUUUUUAUCAUCUUAAACACUGAGUCAAAGGAGUGAGUCAUUGUAAGGGUUGAGUAUCUUAUCUGGAAGCGCAGACACUUGGAAGUUAAUAAUAGAGAGAGUUGAACCGACAAGCAACAACUUCCAAUGUCUCGGGUGGCUUCAAGUCCCGUUGGCCUCCACAGAUUCCGGCCAUGUCUUCAAGCCUCUCAACCUCGCCACGUUUUCAAAACCCAUGUCCAAUCUCCGAACAGAGUUACCAGAUUUCAGAACAUAGCCAUCGCUUGUCAAACCACCCCCAAUCCCACCCCAACUGAUUCAUCCACCACGG
Molecule: messenger RNA, 1194 nt
Organism: Vitis vinifera (wine grape)
Lineage: Eukaryota; Viridiplantae; Streptophyta; Magnoliopsida; Vitales; Vitaceae
Exons: 1
Coding region: 1-459 (152 amino acids)
Cellular component (GO): chloroplast thylakoid
Source: RefSeq, a predicted model, not a curated record